This is a messenger RNA of Xenopus tropicalis (tropical clawed frog), 8287 nucleotides long. It is a transcript of the gene stab1, whose product is annotated as stabilin 1. Lineage: Eukaryota; Metazoa; Chordata; Amphibia; Anura; Pipidae. The record is from RefSeq and is a predicted model, not a curated record. Gene Ontology annotation, molecular function: hyaluronic acid binding. Gene Ontology annotation, cellular component: membrane. Gene Ontology annotation, biological process: cell adhesion.
CCACUUUACAGACAGACACUGCAGGUUCCGACUGUCGCUCACGGAGCAGAAUCAGCUGAUUCACAGGAAAAGGGAACCGAUAAAUUCUGCACAAAGUCCUGGAUGCUCAGGGCUGAACAGGGGCCACUGGUACCGGAGCCGCAGACUCUUGCACUCAUCAAUGUGGGUUUCCUGCUGGUUCCGACAAUGUUUGGACCUGGAUUUGCCCUGCUCUGGGCGCUCAGCUGGACCUUUCCCCUGACUCGGGGGCAGCUGAGAUCGCAGUUCUGCAAUGACAGAACAGUCCUGAAGGUGGAGUCGUACUGCACUUCCUGCGCCGCAUCGACCAAAAUGCUCUGCCCAAAGGGCUCCACCAAGAUCACCUCCGGCAUGGGCACCCGAGGCUGCACUUACACGGUGGAUAUGGGGGGCCUAACGCUCUCGCUCCAGGGCUGCAGCCAUACCUGCCAGACUGUUGCCGUGACGCCAGCGUGCUGCAAAGGAUUCUGGGGAACCACCUGCACAGAGUGCCCAGGAGGGAAGAAACCAUGUGGCGGCCAUGGCACGUGCCAGGAUGGUAUAGGGGGCAAUGGGACUUGUAUAUGUAAAGUAAGUAGCCAUAUUCAUUGGGAUAGAUCAAUUAGUCCAAGUAGAUCCCAUCCACUGCCAUUCCAGCAUCCAGGUUCCAGCUCACCUCCUCAUAAAAGCUGUGUGUGUGAGCACUGGGAGAUCGGGGAUGGGACAAGAUGCUAUGGGACCAUAUUAAACCAGAUUUCGAAGCUCAAUAAAAUAUCUCCGCACACUUGGAAACUGACGGGAGCCCAGAGGAUAUUCGGUAAGGAAAGAGACAGUUCAGCCCAGAACCCCUGCAAAACGUCACCCUGCUCCGCACAUGCCACCUGUACCCCCGAGGGACCCCGCAAAUACACCUGCGCCUGUAAGGAGGGUUAUUUUGGGGACGGCAAGAUCUGCUCCCCUGUCAAUCCCUGCUCAGUGAAUUAUGGGGGCUGCCCCGAAAACUCUACCAAAUGUAUCUACCGGACCCCCGGAAAGUCCUAUUGUGCCUGUAAACCCGGAAUGAUCCAGCGAAGGGGCUCCAGCGACUGUUACGCCCACGGGGCCUGCACCCUGCACCCAUGUGAUAGUAGCGCCCAAUGCCAGCCCAGUGCGGCCGGAACCCCAACAGGAGGCUGUUCCCUGACUGUAAGGAAAUUCGGACCCCUCCACUGUGUUGUCCCUUACACCAAGCUGCGCAAUGUGAAUGAAACCUUUGCCAGGGAAUUCUGCAAACUCCAUACGGUACCGGGUCAGCACUUACUGUCCGACCUAAAGCCGCGCAGACUCUGGACUCUCAGUGGGGAAUUCCUGGCAAUUAACCAGAAGGAAUUGAGUUUGGAAUUCCGGCCGGACAUAAAGUUCAGGAUCCUGACGAGCGACCUCCCGGCGUCCAAUGGGAUUAUCCAUAUCAUCAAUGACAUCAUACAGAGCGAGGGAGGAGACGCUCCAGAAACUACUCAGGGGACCAUUGGGGAUAUUCUGGCCAAUAAUGAGGAGUUCAGCAGGUUUGAGACGUUGCUGGAGAACUGCGACUUGCCACCCAUAUUGAAUGAACGCGGUUCCUUUACUGUAUUUGUUCCAAGCAACGACGCCAUAGACGCACUGCGAGAUGGGAGGCUCAUUUAUCUCCUUACCAAGGCUAAGCGUAAGCUCUUGGAGUUAGUGAAGCAUCACAUUUUCUCCGUGGCGGCGGUCUCUGCUGAUAGGCUCCUCACUAUGCCGAAUAUAUUAACUUCUGCCAAUGAAAUCGUAAGGAUUAACAUCACGGAAGAUGGAAGAAUUACUUUGGGGGGAUCCAGCGUCCCUAUUGGACGAGCUGAUAUCGUGGCUUCCAAUGGCAUCAUCCAUACCCUAGAGGGCAUCCUCAUCCCUGACACCAUUUUGCCAAUUUUGCCCCCAUCCGGUCCGUGUUCCGACUGUGACUCUAUUGCCCCCUGCCCAGGCAACAGCACUGAUCCGGGAAUUGUGGUCCAGGGAUGCCGCCUGGGUGAGGGCACCAAUAGUUCCAAUGGCUGUGCCCGAAACUGCACCGUAACUGCCACGGAGUUGGGCUGCUGCAGUGGCUUCUAUGGGCCUGAGUGCCGGCAGUGCCCCGGGGGCUUCUCCUCUCCCUGCUACGGCCGGGGGGCUUGCAAUGAUGGGAUCCAUGGGAAUGGCGAGUGCGUCUGUUUUCCAAAGUUCAAAGGAAUCGCCUGUCACAUCUGUACUGAUCCAAACAAGCACGGGAGCGACUGUGACGAGGACUGCCCCUGUGUUCAUGGCAUUUGUGAUAACAGAUCCGGAAGCCGAGGGAUUUGCCAGGGGGGGCGCUGUAACCAGGGAUUCACUGGGGAAUUCUGUGACCAACGAGCAGAGCCCUGUGGGACAUCGGAGCUGACACUCUAUUGCCACCUGAACGCUGUCUGCGAAACUGAGGGAAAUGUCACAAGGUGCACGUGUGGGAAUGGAUACGAGGGAGAUGGAGUUUCUUGUCGCCCAGUAGACGCCUGUGGGGGGCCUGAGAGAGGGGGCUGCGCAGAUAAUGCCGUUUGUACCGUGGGCCGGGAUGGCACCGGGAGCUGCCAGUGUAACGCCGGUUGGACCGGAGACGGCAUCGUUUGUUUGCCCAUCGACAACUGUGUGCUGGGAAACAGGGGGGGCUGCCACCCAAACGCAGGGUGCAACUUUAUCCAACCGGGGCAGAAUGAUUGUACCUGUAUCGGGGGGUACGUGGGGGACGGGUAUUCCUGUGACCCAGUGGAUCUUUGCUUGGAGAACAAUGGCGGCUGCCAUGAGAUGGCUAAGUGUCAGUUUGUAGCAGGGGGAGAGAGAACGUGCACUUGCCCAGACGCACUCGGUGGUGAUGGCCUGACGUGCUAUGGAGACGUCCUGGUGGAGAUGCUGGGGAGGCAAGAGCUGACUGUGUUUAGCCAGUGGAUCAUGAAUUCCAGGACUGUGAUCCCAAAAGAAGGUGUUACUGCCAUGGUGCCGUCCAACGCAGCGAUAGAAGCACUUACUGACAAGCAGAAGACCUUUUGGGCCAAUCCUUAUAUGUUGCCUUUCCUAGUGAGGGGGCACUUCAUUCGCGGACAGUUUAAUUCCACCCAAUUGUGUGAGCGCAUUGGCCAGGAAACUGCCUCAUUGGAACCCAGAACCAAGUGGGAAAUCUUGUGUAUUAAUGGGAGCAUCAUGAUUGGCAACACAAGCGCCAUUUCCCAUGACAUCCCCGCCACCAACGGCUUCAUAUUUAUUAUUGAUAAGGUGCUACUGCCCCCUGUAGGCAAUAUCCCCCCUGCUCUGCCUAAAUUGGCACAGGUGUUGAAACAUAUUCCAGCAUUUGCAAAGUUUGCAGAAGCAUUACAGAAAUCGGGGCUGGUUCAGGAAAUUGAAUCAUCGGGGGGAAAGUUCACCAUCUUUGUUCCGGGGAAUUGGGCAGUGGAGAAGUUCUGCAAUGAUUCCGGCAUUGAGAGACUGGACAACAGCACAAUCAUAAAGUAUCACAUUGUCCUUGGGGAGAAGCUUUUCCCUGCGGCCUUGAAAAGUGGGGUCCACAAAGAAUCCAUGUUGGGCGUCUCCUUCCGACUGACCUUCUAUCAGCAGAACAACCAGACCUCCAUCCAUAACGUACCACUGGAGGGCCCCGUCUAUGAGACCCAGAAGGGAAUGCUGAUAGGAAUCUCCCAAGUUCUGCCGCUUCUGAGAAACCACUGUGACGUCACCAAAAGUCAUGUGACCAAGAGUCAGUGCGCCCCCUGUCUGCUGGGAAUCUCCUGCCCCACUGGCAACACUAUGGAGGAAUCCGAGGGGAAUUGUAGAUAUUUCCGGGGGGGCAGUUACGUGUCCGGCUGCAUCUUCCACUGUGUCAGAUCCUAUGUAGUAGAAGACUGCUGUGAGGGUUACUAUGGGCGCCAGUGUUUGCCCUGCCCGGGGGCAGCUGACGGCUUGUGCUCGGGGAAUGGCGAGUGCCAUGACGGUUGGGCUGGCAGUGGGGACUGUAUCUGUCGGGAGGGGUUUCAUGGAACUGCCUGUGAGACGUGCGAAUCAGGAAGAUACGGAACAGACUGCAAAUCAGACUGCGAGUGUAUCCAUGGGCGCUGCAACGAUGGGUUAAAUGGGGACGGCACGUGCCAGUGUGACAAGGGGUGGGCCGGCUAUACCUGCGAGAGGAAUAUAACAAAUGAUAAAUGCAAUGGUACCUGCAGCCUCAAUGCCAACUGCAUUGUUGGAACCAACAAUUCUACCCCAGUCUGUUCCUGCAUCGCCAGUUUCACAGGGAAUGGAACGCACUGCUCAGAAAUCAAUGUUUGUGAUAUAAACAAUGGCGGCUGCUCCCCAUACGCCAACUGCACGCGGGUUAUACCCGGGGUGGCGCAGUGCACUUGCCUGGACGGCUACAAUGGAGAUGGGAGGGUCUGUCUCGAAAACGAUGCCUGUCUGCAGCAUAACGGGGGUUGCCAUGCCAACGCCGAAUGCACCAAAACUGGGCCCAACAAGGUGGCCUGUAACUGCCGGGGGGGCUACGAAGGCGACGGGAUCGCGCGUUGCACUCAAAUCAACCUUUGCAGAGAGAACAAUGGCGGCUGCAGCCCCCUGGCCUUAUGUUUCCCCACAGGCCCGGCCCAGCGCCAAUGUUAUUGCCCAGGAAUGUAUUUAGGGGACGGACUUACCUGCAGGGGCACCGUUGAUAAGGAGCUGAGUGUGAAUCUGGACACGGCCGUGUUCCAUAAGUACCUGCAGGCGCAGAAGAUUCAGCUUGGGUCGGACAUUGGGAAUCUUACAGUCUUUGUGCCAUUGGGUCAGGUGUUUGGCAACAGCAGCGAGCUGGAGGAAUAUAAGAGCAAUGGGCAACUAUCGGAUUUACUGCUGGAGCACGUGAUUGGCUGUAAGGCUGUGUCUGUGGAUGAGCUGAAGGAGACCCAGUACCUGACGACGCUCAGAGGCGGGAGGCUCAUGGUUUCAGUAGAUAAGGGCGAGGUCUAUCUGAAUGGGCACGUCCGUCUGAUGAAUAAUUCUAUCGUCGCCAAGAACGGUUUGAUCCAUUUCAUUGAUGGGAUUCUGGUUCCAGAGAUCCGAAACUUCAGCCGCCAGCCCGUCAGGCCUCAUGAGCUCAAUAUAACCGAGGCGGCAGAAAUGUACGGAUAUUCCGUGUUCCUCCAACUUCUCCAGGAGUCUAAUCUGAUGCCCCUGGUGAGGGACAAAACCCACCACCCCUACACCCUGCUGUGGCCGACAGACGCCGCCUUCAACUCUCUCCCUGAGGAGCGAAAGAACUGGUUGUACCAUGAAAACCACCGGGACAAGCUGCUGGCCUACCUCAAGGGCCACAUGAUUCGGGCCAAGAAGAUCUCGGCCCCCAACCUCCAGGGGCAGCGGCCAUUACAGACUAUGCACGGGUCCAAGAUCCAGUUUGAGUGCAGCCGAGAGAUCACUGGGGAUAUUGUGGUGGGCGGAGCCAGAAUUAUCCAGCGCGACAUGGAGUUUGAUAUUGGAAUUGCCCAUGGAAUCGAUCAGCUAUUGGAACCUCCCGAUAUCGGAGCUCGAUGUGAUCAGCUGGUAACUACCGAGAUAAAGGCCUCCUAUCGCUGCGGCGUGUGUGGGUUUGAGCGGCCCUGUCCCUAUGGCACGACUGAUACCGGCAAAGUGGAGCUCUGCUCUCGGAGGCACUCCAGCCCCUUCUCUCUCAGGCAGCACUCUCCUUACUCCUCUCUCUUCCUGUCCCCUCGGCGCAGCUGUGUGCGGAAAUGCCUGUCUGUCUCAUGGAGACCCCAGUGCUGCAAGAACCACUAUGGGAGGGACUGCCAAGUCUGCCCCGGGGGGUUGGAAGCUCCAUGCAGCCGCCAUGGUGAGUGCAGCGACGGCUUCUCAGGGACCGGAGGGUGUAACUGCCAGGAAGGCUUCAAUGGCACGGCUUGUGAGGUGUGUGCCCCGGGCAGAUACGGUGCCAGCUGCACAGGAUGUACCUGCACCCCCAACGGGCAGUGCAACGAUGGCGUCUCUGGCGACGGCUUCUGUUUCUGUCAGGAGGGUUGGACUGGCGCCAACUGUGAGACCAAACUGGAUGUGAAACCAGUGUGCUCCCCGCCAUGUGAUACCCAAGCGACUUGCCGCCCCAACAAUACCUGUGAAUGCAACCCCCACUAUGAAGGCGAUGGAAGGAACUGCACCGUGAUUGACCAAUGUGCCCAAGAAAAUGGCGGCUGCAGUAGCCACGCCCAGUGCAUUCAGGUUGGCAUUCAGGUCUCGUGCAGAUGUUUCCCAGGUUACGAAGGCGACGGCUUUUAUUGCAGCCCCAUCGACCUCUGUGCCAAUGGGAACAAUGGAGGGUGCAGCCUUCGUGCCACUUGUGUCAAUAUGGGGCCGAGUAUCCGGAGGUGUGAGUGCCAUGAUGGUUACGUUGGGAAUGGGAUUCAGUGCUUGGAGAAAGCCGUCCCUCCCCUCGACCGAUGCCUGGAACGGAACGGGCGCUGCCACCCCCUCGCUGCCUGCGCCGACCUACACUAUCAAGAGAAAACGGGGGGAGUUUUCCACCUGCAGUCGCCUAAGGGGCCCUAUCGGCUGACGUACCCCGCGGCGGAGGAGGCCUGUGCCACACAAGGAGCCGCCAUAGCCACUUUCAGCCAACUGUCAGCUGCCCAGCAGCUGGGCAUGCAUGUGUGUAAGGUGGGAUGGCUGUACAACUGGACUGCUGGGUACCCUACCACCUACCCCCACCCCUCCUGCGGCGACGGCCAUGUUGGCAUUGUGGAUUACAAACAAAGGAACAACAGGAGCGAGACUUGGGAUGUCUUCUGCUUCCGGGUGCAAGACGUGCAGUGCUCUUGCCCCGAGGGGUAUGUGGGCGACGGAAGCUUCUGCAAUGGGAAUCUGCUGGAGGUUCUGGAGUCCAUGCCGCAUUGCUUCAUCUUUUACUCAAAGUUACUGGAAUAUGCCAAUGCCACCCAGGAAGGGGCUGAAUUUCUUGGGUUCCUUUCUAAUCGGACAUCGUAUAAAACAUUCUUUGUACCUGAGGAUGGGAGCUUCCAUAGCAACACGACUUUAUCAUGGAGAGAUCUAGAACAUCAUGUUUCCCAGAUGGACAUAAUGCUGAGCUAUGAAAAUCUGACUGAUGGAAGUUUUAUCCCAUCCAAGAUAGGAUCCAACCUGUCUAUUUCAGGACAUUUCUCUGCCAGUUGCGAGCAGUUUCAGUGUUCCAAGCUGGUCAACAACCGAGUCAUCGUUCAGUGGGACAUUCCGUCCUUUAACGGAAUCAUCCAUGUCAUUAAGGGGCCCUUGAGAGCGCCACUCAUACCGGAAGAGAGUGCCGGGCGGAUGUCUAACCCUGUGCCCGUGGCUCUAGUGGGCGCGCUGGGGGUCUCUCUGGCGCUCAUUGCAUUGGCAGUGGGGGGCUUCUAUUAUUACAAACAACACUCUGCAGGGUUCCAGUUCAGCUACAUUAAGGCUGAAACUGAGGAUGGAAGUCCCGGUGGGAAGAAAAUUCUGCCAUUGGUGUCAAUACCAAAUCCAGUGUAUGGAGACAGCGCCCUGAUUGAGCCGUUUGAGGAGGAGUCGGAUGACGGAGAAACCUCCGAUACCUGCAACAUCCUCGGCACCGACUGACGGACGACUCUCCGUUAACCCUAUAUUUGCCAUGGGGUGACUCUGUGCAAUUCACAUCAAGGAACUAACAUCCUACAAUCAACAUGGCAGCAAAGUCCCAUUGUGGGGGCUGAUUGGCGCCGGUGGGACCCCCCAGUCAAUCUGAUCCUCGUCAUUAAUGUUUGUGGAGUUUCAUUCUGAUUCAAUGUGUUUCCCGGUGUGGGGAAUGAAUGUGACCCCCCCCCCCCGUCAGUGGGAGGAACCAAUCAGUCCAAUCGCUCAACAGGGAUCGGACCAAAUGCAGUUUAUAGGGGGAUAUUGGUUUAACCGCAAUGAAAUGAUCUUUAUGGUGUUUCCUUCCCCAGAAUUCCCUGUAAUGAUUCUGAAUAAGUGAAUUCCUGGGUAACCCCCCCGAUCAUCCAAUAAUAAUAAUGGGAAAUGAUGAGUGACAGUUGCCCAUGGUUACGACUCCAUCAGUCUCCUUUGUGAUUGGCCCAUACUGCCCCUGUCUGAUUCUGCCCCCUCUCCUGUUACCCUCAAAUCUCUGUCCAACUGAGCUGCCCCUUUAUACCCUGCCGGGGGGCGGGGGCCCCAAAGCACUACUGAUCCGCUAAUGUUACUCGUUGAUUAACUGUGGCCUGAAAUCACUUGAUUGUAAAUGUCAUUUGUUUUAAUUAAAAAAAACCUUGAAUCUGUC